Molecule: messenger RNA, 1899 nt
Organism: Canariomyces notabilis
Lineage: Eukaryota; Fungi; Ascomycota; Sordariomycetes; Sordariales; Chaetomiaceae
Product: GMC oxidoreductase
Exons: 8
Coding region: 1-1899 (632 amino acids)
Biological process (GO): secondary metabolite biosynthetic process
Molecular function (GO): oxidoreductase activity, acting on CH-OH group of donors; flavin adenine dinucleotide binding
Source: RefSeq, a predicted model, not a curated record
AUGCGGUCUCACCAUCUUCUAGGGGCCAUCCUGUCCAUUGUAUCCCCUUCCGUCUCUGCCCCAACAGAGUCGGCAAGAGCGCCGCGGCAUGCGACAAUUGUCAGCCGUCAGACAGUCAAUUCAAAUUACACUUUCAUCAUCGCGGGCGGCGGCAUCGCCGGACUCACCCUUGCCGAUCGUCUAACAGAGGAUGCAAAUGUGACUGUGCUCGUCGUUGAAGCCGGCCCGUUCGAUCAAGGACAGGAUGGGAUCCUCGUGCCGGGCGCCUACGCGCCAUACUACUACUUCUGGCCGAAUCUUGUGACUGUCCCACAGACAGGUCUAAAGAACAGGGAGAUUCCAACCAUCGCUGCCCAGGUUGUGGGAGGCGGCAGUGUCAUUAACGCCAUGGUGUAUCUGAGGGGUGAUGCCGAAGACUACGAUUCGUGGGGUGCGCUGGGGAAUGCCAACUACAGCUGGAAGAACAUGCUGCCUUAUUUCAAGAAGAGCGAAAACUUCACUGCACCCAGUGCCGCGUUGGCCGCGGCGGGCAACAUUACAUGGGAUGAUUCGGUACGGGGCCACUCUGGUCCAGUGCAGUAUUCAUAUGCCAACUACUUUUACCCAGGGAGUGCAAACUGGUGGAACGCGGCCAAGGAGAUCGGUCUCAAGCCAACCAAGGAUCCCAUGGCUGGAAAGAAACCAGGUAUCUUCUGGAUGCCCUCAGACGUGGAUGCUACCACCGGAUUCACGAGGAGUACUGCUAGGCGAAAUCACUAUGACAGGGUUACGGCGUCGCGGCCAAACUACCAUAUCCUCCCAUCCAGCAUGGUCUCUAAGGUACUGUUCACCGGAAAGCGGGCCACUGGCAUCAGCUAUGUCCCGACGGCCGGUGGCGCAUCACCCUCGAGCGUGUACGCGUCCAAGGAGGUCAUCCUGGCCGCUGGCGGGUUAAACACCCCCAAGAUCCUCCAGCUCUCGGGCAUUGGACCCAAGAAGCUACUCAAUCAGUUCGGAAUUCCUGUUGUCGAGGACCUCCCUGGUGUGGGUCAAAACCUGCAAGACCAGCCCACCCUGACGGUACCAUAUACUUUCAGCAACAACCUCGUCCCCAACUCGGGCAGCCUCAUGACGAACGCCACGUACAACGCCGAGCAGCGCGCUCUCUACGACGGCCACCAACCGAGUGCUUACAGCAUCGUUAGCACACUCAGCACCAACAUUGGCGUGCUCUCGCUCCAAGACGCGACGUCUUCAUACCAGCAGAUUGUGAAGGAAGCAAAGCAGCAAGACCCUGCCCUCUCACUUCCAGCAGACGUCGACCCGACCGUUCUCAGGGGCUACCGCGCCCAGCGCGACGCCACGUUGAAGCAGUUCGAAAGCUCCACGAUCGGGGUCGGCUCCCUGCAUUGGGGCACCGCCGACUCGGCGCUCGUCUACCACUUCAAGCCGCUCAGCCGGGGCUCAGUCAGGAUCAACUCGACCAACCCCCUAGACAAUCCGCUCAUCGACUACCGCACGGCCACCGACCCGACGGAUGUCAAGGUGUACACGGCGCUGUUUCGUAAGCAGCGGCAGCUGUUCUCGGCUCCGUCGAUGCAGGCGCUUGGGCCGGUCGAGGUGGCUCCGUUCGGCGGAAAUGUGACUUCGGAUGAGCAGAUCGCAGCAGUCAUGCGCGACCAGAUCAACCCGUCCAACGCCCACCAGUGCUGCACGGCCGCCAUGCUGCCGAGGAACCUUGGCGGCGUCGUGUCCCAUGAACAGAAGGUGUAUGGUGUCACCGGGUUGCGUGUUGCGGAUAUCAGUCAUUGGCCCAUGCAGAUCUCAGGAGCGCCCAUGGCGAAUAUGUAUGGUGCGGCUGAAAGGCUCGCCGAUCUCAUUAAGAAGGAAUACUGCCUGGCCGGAGCUUGCUCGAAGUAA